Messenger RNA from Misgurnus anguillicaudatus (oriental weatherfish), 1754 nucleotides. NCBI's taxonomy places the organism in Eukaryota, Metazoa, Chordata, Actinopteri, Cypriniformes, Cobitidae. The record is from RefSeq and is a predicted model, not a curated record.
UAUUUCCCGUCAUGCAAAUAAACCGCAUGCCGUUUGCCCCGCCUACUAAAUCGCACAAACCAAUCACAAUCAUCAGGGAACUGUCCAUCAAACCAACGUUUGCACAUAAGCUAGCGUUUGAGUUACGAAAACAGGCAAUAAUUUAGGGUCUUUGUUAUGGGUGGUGUUAAGCAAGAGCAGAGUGAUGCACCUGCGUCUAAAGAUUCCCAAAACAUUGACUCAGGGCAGGAGGAGAACAGCCCAUCAUCCGCUCAGCCCGUUAAGAAGCGAGGCUGGCCAAAAGGUAAAAAGAGAAAGAAGGUGUUGCCUAAUGGACCCAAGGCUCCGGUUACUGGAUACGUGCGUUUCCUGAAUGAAAGACGGGAACAUAUCCGUGCUCUGCACCCUGAUCUCCCCUUUCCCGAAAUUACUAAGAGACUCGGUGCUGAAUGGAGCCGCCUGGCCACUCAUGACAAACAGCGGUACCUAGAUGAAGCAGAAAGGGACAAAAUGCAGUAUGCACGAGACCUCAAAGAGUAUCAGAAGAGUGAGGCGUAUCAGAUCACGUGCGCUAAAGUUCAAGACAAGAGAAUUAAAAGAGAGGAGGUGACGUCUGUCAUAAUCAAUGCCAGCAGUUCUGGAUCAACAGGUUUUAAGAGCUCAGACCUCUCCACCAGAUUUGAUGUCCCUAUUUUCACAGAAGAAUUUCUAGACCAAAACAAAGCUCGAGAAGCAGAACUACGACGACUACGUAAAGCUAACGUGGAGUUCGAGGAGCAGAACGCGGUGCUGCAAAAGCACAUUGCCGACAUGUUCAGCGCUAAAGAGCGACUGGAAGCAGAGCUUGGCCAGGAUGAACUCCGCACACAAGCUCUACAGCGCCAUCUACAGACAAUAAAACACUCACUGGUCAGCAGCCUGGCCACUGUGCCCUUACCAGGCACGGGUGAGACACCUUCUAUUGGAUCUCUAGACUCGUACCUGGGUCGCUUGAGUAAUGUUUUAGAGACUAGACCCCACGAGCAUCGUGGCUUAGUUGUGAAGCUACAAGAGCUCCUCGCUCACCUUGACAGUGAGAAGCUUUGAACACAUCUACAGUGUGCUGUGAUUUAUGAGUUCUCCAUCCGGUUUGACCAAAGCCUUGGAAAGGCCAGGAACCAUUGACAAAGGCUCAGCCAAGGUGUAAUAGUGCAAUACAGAUUAAUUGCAUAUUUAAAAGUGUAGCUCAUCUUUGAGCUAAUUUGUAACGCGGGUGCUGGCAAAUUUUAAACACAUUGGCAUUAAUCAUCUAGAACAUUGUUAUUGCGGUUUUUGAUACUUACAGCUGCUCAAGGGAUCCUGCAUGGAGUCUGUUUAGGACCAUGGACAUAAUGGUUUAAAGGCAUGCUAAACUGUUUGCCAUGUACUAUCCUCUUUACUAACAAGUUGUAAUGAAAUGUGAAAGUGUAGUAUUUUAUAUUCAAUGACCUGAACCCUUGUUGCACAGUAAUGUGCAUUGCAAAUCAAUAUAUUUUUGUGCCAUGUUUUCUGCUAUAAAUAUUGCAAUUAGCAAUAUUUUCUAUAAAAUAUUGAUGUUGAUUUUGGCUGUGUUCCCUAAAAAAAUAAAUUUUGCUGAACAAAUAUGGAUAAAUUUUAGCAUUCAAAACAGUUCAGGAGUUUACUUUGUUAAAGUGAUGUACUGGAAUGAAUUUAUGAUUGAUUGAUUUUUUUUAAAAGAUGGAAAAUAUGUUUUUGAAGCAAAAAAGAUGUUGACAAAAAUAAAAUCUGGCAACAAU